Messenger RNA from Cinclus cinclus, 357 nucleotides. RefSeq names its product feather beta keratin-like. The transcript has a single exon. Gene Ontology annotation, molecular function: structural constituent of cytoskeleton. Bases 25 to 357 code for a protein of 110 amino acids. Gene Ontology annotation, cellular component: intermediate filament. Lineage: Eukaryota; Metazoa; Chordata; Aves; Passeriformes; Cinclidae. The record is from RefSeq and is a predicted model, not a curated record.
GUUCCGGACUCACACCCCACGGCCAUGUCCUGCUACGACCUCUGUGCCCCCACGUCCUGCGGUCCCACCCCGCUGGCCAACAGCUGCAACGAGCCCUGUGUGCGCCAGUGCCAGGACUCCACCUACGUGAUCCAGCCCUCGCCCGUGGUGGUCACCCUGCCCGGGCCCAUCCUCAGCUCCUUCCCCCAAAACACCGCCGUGGGAUCCUCGGCAUCCGCGGCCGUCGGGGAUGCUCUGAGCGCCGGGGGUGUCCCCAUCUCCUCCGGCAGCUCCUCGGGGCUCGGCACUUUGGGGUACUCCGGUUUGGGAGGGAUUUAUGGAAGGUCCUACCGGCGCUCCAACCGCUGCGGGCCCUGA